This is a messenger RNA of Manihot esculenta (cassava), 2474 nucleotides long. RefSeq lists its product as uncharacterized. The record is from RefSeq and is a predicted model, not a curated record. Lineage: Eukaryota; Viridiplantae; Streptophyta; Magnoliopsida; Malpighiales; Euphorbiaceae. Bases 138 to 2357 code for a protein of 739 amino acids. The transcript has 14 exons.
ACCCGCAACCGCCAUUUCCCGCUGGAGCUUAAUAACCUCGGCUCCUUUGGCUGUGAGAUUGUGACUGCUCCUCCAGUCUCCCCUGAAGGAUAAAAAAGUACACUUGAGGUUCGGUUUUCCAUACUACUUAACGCUCCAUGUUGUCUCUGCGAAAUUUCACCGGCGCCACUGCUCUAUCAUCCUCGUCGCAUUCAGCGGCAGCUGGCUCUCUCUUCUCUUACCGUUUGGUGUUGAGGACGGAUUCUUCAUCCAGAAUUCCUCGAUGCUCUUUCAGAGUCCAAGAAUUGUCCAGGGAGGAGCCUCUAGAAUCGCAGCUUGAUCUGAGCCGGGUUUUUACAUUAACGCAGAGUGAUAAGAACGAUAGAGUUCUAGGAGAAGGACUAGAGGAAGAAGAAGAACAGGAGGAAGAGGAUGAGAAGGGAAUUUCAAAAAUAAGAGUGGCGAGGCAAAAAUACAUCCCAGUUUCCAAGGCAGAGAUCUUGAAUGCCAUUGCUCUGAAGUUAUUCGAGUCUCAAGAUGAUGCCGAUGAGUUUCGCCUUCUCUCUUCGCGCUUGGAUUCCAUUCUUCACGCUGAGCACAAACGCAUUUUAGAAGAAAUGCGAACUGAUUACUUCCUCAAUCAUUCCGGAGACAAUGAGGAAAGGAAGGAUAACGGGUUGGCCAAUGCAGAUGGAAAAUCUGGAGUUAAUGGGGACAAUUCUGACUCUGUCAGCGAUAGCAUCAAUGGAAUUGGAAGAAUUGGGGAUUCAGGGGAGAAGCCUCAACUGGACAUGCAAUUAAAUUUCUAUUAUGGUCUGGACUUGAGGAAUCUUUUAGUUUCUUCUGAGAAAAUUGACGAGAGAUGUUCUAAUGGAGAAUCCAGACUUGCUGUUGCCACUCGUUUCCAGCGUGCUUUCAUGCAGCUUCUUGAUAAUGCUCAAUUUCAAGAACUAUCGGCUCGGGAUUUGAUGUUGACAUCCGCGUUAAACUCGGAUUAUCUCCUUACUUUGCCAAUAUAUGUGGAUUGGAAGAAAGCAUCUGAAUCCAAUGCUAUAAUAUUUAGGAGGGGUUAUGCAACUGAGAGACAGAAAGGUUUACUAAUUGUUGAAAAACUGGACUAUAUACAGUCCAUACUUCUGAAAAGAAUAUUCUUCCUUGUAUCAAAACCACUGGAGAAAGUUGGCAAAUGGAUAAAAGAAGCUAUCACCAAUGCCUCUCAGACCCCAAAAGCACAAGAUUGGUUCAAGAAUGUGACCCUUUGGCUUGAGGAAUUGUCUCUUUUUCAGAAUUCGUAUUCUAAUAAUGGACAAGCCUCUGAUAGGCCGCUGGAGGUAGGCCAAAUAUCAGAUAGUGAUGUCCCUAUUUGGCUUGCAGCACAGAGGGCAGUAAGUCGUUAUGAAGGAUUUCUGUCACCAGUUGGACCCAGAGGAAGGUUACUUAGGAAGUUACUUACUUGGAUUGGCCUUGUACCUCGUAUACCAGCAACACCAUUGGAACUUGAAAGUGACAAUAAUACUUCCGAGCCUCAUUUAAGGCCGAUUUUCUUAUCGAGGAUAUCACUUAGUGAUAUAUGGAGACCUGCUACAAGAAAAUUCUGUGGAAAUGAUCUUUGGAAAAUGUUAAAAACUUCAUUCUCCAUUCUUCUGUCACAGUCAGUCCUUGAGGAACCUGCAUUCCAAGAAUUAAUUUUACUCUAUACCAAGGAAGUGACUGAAAGUGACACUAAGGAUAAAGCUGAAGUUCCAUCAUUGCAAUUAAAGAUCUAUGAGCGAAUUCCUAUCCCGGAUCUACCAGUCAUUUUUCCUCACAAAAAGCUUUCUUUCCGAAUCAUAGAUACAGUACGCUUGGAUGUGGCCACAAUAUUGGGACUUUCAGCAUACUUCAUCAAUUACAAAUUUGAAGACAUCUUAUCUUCCCCAUCAGCAAUACUUCUUGAUGUCAUUGCCAUCACCGCACUGAUAAUAUAUGUGACCCGAGUAGCUCUUGGGUACAAACAAACAUGGGAUCGAUAUCAAUUACUUGUUAAUAGAACACUUUAUGAGAAAACGCUGGCAAGUGGCUUUGGCUCUGUUCAUUUUCUUCUGGAUGCUUCUGAACAGCAGCAAUACAAGGAAGCUAUUUUAGCCUAUGCAAUCUUGCUUAAAGUGAAGAAUGGCCAGGUUAGUUGUCACCGAAGUUUUGGUGAUGAAUGCGAGAGAUUUAUGUACGAUGCUUUGAAAGUAAAGGUUGAAAUGCCAGUUGAUAAAGCGUUAAGCACAUUGAUUAGGCUGGGCCUUGUUGUAAAGACACCAAUUGAUGGAAGAAUCAGACUGCAGGCUGUUCCUUGUAAAACGGCACAUGAGGUCCUUAAAGAACGUUGGAAUGCUUUGCUUAGUUAAACAGGAAUAUUAAUUCUCCCAAAUAUUUAUUUUAAAGAAUAUUCAGAGGAAGUGUAGAACAUAGGUUAUUAAAGAAAAAUACGAGAUGAUAAAAAAAAACGUCUCCCUUUAUCUUCA